AUGUCGGUCAAUCCAAUUGCAACGACACUCAUGCCUCUGUCCCAAGCUGUUUCUUGGUACCUUGUCCUUAAUCAACCCCUUCUGCCUUCGCUUUCCAAAAUCUCGACCUUUUACUGUGCCUGGGCUCUCUACAAAAAAAUCGCCAAAGGCGAUCAGAAAGAGCUAGGUCACAUUAGUAUGGGUAUUCUGGCGGUGACUUCCUAUUCCGGCAAGCGGUAUGCUUCUCUAGCAGGCACGGUGCUCGUCUUGGCGAAUUUUCUUCUCCCGGCAUACUACGUCUUGUCAUGGAGCGUGGAGAAGGUGGCAGAGAAACUCAAAAAGGAUGUCACCAAUAAAACAAUCAAAUGGGCUUACAUCUUCAAGGCCUAUUUUGUAAGCAACCUGGCUCUGUGGGGAAUGGUGUGCUACAAACUUAGUCAGGGUGAACUUUUACCAGGAGAAGUUGUUGCGACAUGA
Phaeodactylum tricornutum CCAP 1055/1 is the source of this 456-nucleotide messenger RNA. RefSeq lists its product with no specific name. The transcript has a single exon. The record is from RefSeq and is a predicted model, not a curated record. NCBI's taxonomy places the organism in Eukaryota, Bacillariophyta, Bacillariophyceae, Surirellales, Neidiaceae. Bases 1 to 456 code for a protein of 151 amino acids.